UGGUGCCUCGCUUAUUUUCCUCUUUCAGCCUGGCAGCACAGGUGCAAGGGACGAAACAAGCAUGAAUCUGUACAAGAGCUUUGGAAACCUCAUGGAGACUUGGGUAACUGAUGACACAAGUCCUGACUCAGAGUGGUUUCAGCGCAAUGCUAAAGACCCUCCAACACCUUCCUCAGAGAUGGAAACAAACGGGCGCUCAGAAUCAGUGGACUCUGGAGUGGAGACGGCCAGCUGUGACACAUGUUUUCGUGCUACAUCGUCCUUUGCCUCAACAGAAAUAGAAGAAGAUCUCACUCCAGCAUUAACAUCGCAGUCUCCUGUGUUCUCCUCUCCCAAGCCCACCUGCUGCCCUUCUUCAUCCCCGCUUCUAUGUUCCAGCAGCACUCAGAAAGACUCUACUGCCUCGCACCUUAAAUUAGAGCAAGUGUUACAAAGGACUGAUUCUAUGUAUUCAAAGGGCAACUCAAAGCCCCUGACACCAGAAGAAAUGCUCAGUCGGCGACCUCAAGCGUCUUUUCCGAUCAAACGGCACACAUCGGAGUUAGUAAGAGGUCAAAGAUCAGACAGACUUGACGAAAGAAGGACAGUCAGUCCACCUGUUUCCAUUCAGCCAGUGUCAGAAAUGUGCAGACGGACUCAGUCUAUGAUUAGUAACAGGCGGACAUCAGAGGGCUUUGGUUGCAAUGAGAUAAAAGAACUGAGUCCUGGGUUCAUCUACCUGGAGCAGGUGUGUCAGAAGCUAGAAGAUAUUGCAAGACAGCAGAUGGAAAACCGAGCGCUACAGAUGGAGGCAGACGUCCUCGUGCAACACAAAGUCUUCCAAGUGAGCCAGACUCCUGACAUCUGUCAGACUGACUCUGUAACUGCAGAGAAGGACUUAACCACUUGUCAAAGCCUUGAAGAUACAGUAAAUGUAGAGCAUGUUAGCAGCGAACCCAAGCAGCGGAAAUACGGACAUUUUCGGCAGAGAUCAGCUUCAGAUACAACUCUUGCCAUGAUGCAUUUAAAAAAAGUGAAUGCAGGCUGGAGAGGGCAGCAUAUGAGUACACAUGACCUGCUGGAGGAGCUUGAGGAAGUCCAAGAAAAUCAGGAAUCCACAGAGAAGGAGACAAAAAAACCUAUAAUGAACUGGAGGAAAAAACUCCUGUCCUUGAGAAGAGAGGGGUCUAAUGCUUCAUAUAAAAGGAGCCAACAGAUGCAGCCAUCUGAGAAAAACUCGACCCGUCGAAGGCUGAGCCAACUGUUCAAGAGGAAAGACAAAACUGUAUAAAUGGACCACAGUGUCUGGCUUGAUGUUUUGAUGUUAGAGAUUCUGAGGAGAAAAGGCUUUUCUGCAAAACUACAAGCACUUUAACUGCUUUCAAAACUACUUCCUAUUCAUCCCUUUAUGCACCAGUGUGCUGCAUUAUAUAAAUGUAAAAAGUUUACUUGCUUUUUAAAAAUUUAUAUUGACAAAUAAAGGCAAUUUCAAUACUGUUUAUUUGACUGGGAAGUAAAUGGUUAAGUGGUUCUCUCAUUAUUUACAAUUAGCACAACAAAAAUGUCCUAUGUUACUGUUUUUAACAAUUAAAGCAGGCUAUACUGCAAAUGUCAAAUAAAGGAAUGAUGAAAAUACUUCACAGAAGUUCCAGAGUUUUGUCUUCUUGUAAUUUGACAACACAAAGUUCAUGUUGUUCAUGUCUAAGAAGAACCAUGAUUACAUAACACAGAGUUUCUGCUUAAUGUGAAAACCUACCUUAGACUGUGCAGUUUAAACAAUGUUGCUUUUUUCCUUCUUAUUAUUUAGAAUUUUUAAUCAUCAGGAGUUCAAGGGUUACACUCAGUGACCUUUUCAUAGACUCAACUUAUUCAUUUCUUAUCAGUUAAUCACAUGGCAGCAACGGACUGUAUUCAGGCACGUAGACAUGGUCAAGACAACCUGAUGAAGCUCAAACCAAGCAGCAGAAGAAUGGGAACGAAAGGUGAUUUAAGUGACUUACGUGCAUGGUGUUGUUGUUAGUGCCAGAUAGGCUGGUCUGAGUAUUUCAGAAAGUGCUGAUCUACUAGGAUUUUUCAGCACAAACAUCUCCAGAGUUUACAAAGAGUAAAGAGAAAAUAUCCAGUGGUCAGCAGUUCUCUGACCACAGGAUAUGUCAAACAAGAAUGGCCUCAUAGGAAGACAACAUAAACAACAACAUAUUAAUACCAAGGUGUGCCAAAGAGCAUCUCUGAACAUACAACAUAUGGAACCUUGAAGCAAAUUUACUACAGACCACUGGAAAAAUAUUUCCUGGUCUGAUGACUCUUGAUUUCUUCCGCAACCCUCAGAUGGUAGGGUCAGAAUUUGGUAUAAUCAACAUGAAAACAUGGAUCCAUCUUCACUUGUAUGACUGGUUCAGGCUUUUGGUGUCGGUGUAAUAGUGUUUUUUCUGUAUUGUUACAGAAAUACAAUACAACCCAUCUGAGUAUUAUUGCUGUCCAUCCCCUUAUGACCACGGUGUACCUAUCUUUUGAUGGCUGCUUCCAGCCGGAUAAUUAACCAUGUCCCAAAUCUCACACCACCUCAAGGGAUUGGCCUCCAGACUCCUGAUCUCAUUCCAGUAGAACACUUUUAGAAAUAAGAAGCUCGUGGAUGUGCAGCUGACAAAUUUUUAGCAGCUAUGUGAUGGUAUCAUGCUAAAUGGAACAAAAUCUCAGAGAAAUGUUUACACCACUUUGUUGAAUCUGUACCACAAAGAAUAAAGGGUGGUCCAAACCAGUACUAACAUGGUAUACCUAAUAAACCGUCCAGUAAGUUUUUAGGAAACUCAGAACAGACUUGAACCAACUCAUUACAGUAUGUGGAAGAUUUUAACCAACUGCCAAAUGUAUUGUUCAUCAGUUGCUGUUGGACUGUUGAACUUAAUGAAUCAGCUAUUUCAGAUUUGGAGUAAAUUGAUUUUCACUACUUAGAAACUUUAACUAUUCAAUUCAAGGGUUUCAUGGGCUAAAACUGCCUUUAAAAUUUCCUUGCUUAUCAAAAAGUUUACACUUUUUAAUCCAAUUUUGGGGUUUUC
This is a messenger RNA of Maylandia zebra (zebra mbuna), 3035 nucleotides long. RefSeq lists its product as uncharacterized. Lineage: Eukaryota; Metazoa; Chordata; Actinopteri; Cichliformes; Cichlidae. The record is from RefSeq and is a predicted model, not a curated record.